CAGGGGCACCCCCAAAGCAUGUGAGCUUUUGCCGUGCACUUUAAAGAGCGUCCUUUCUGCUGUGUCAAGGUGUGGAGAAUAUCAAGAGCGUCAGUCCAUGGAUUUAUUAGCUUUAAAACAGCGACAUUAUUGCUGGCAGUCUUGAAGCAUGGGUGACUGGAGUUUUCUGGGGCGUCUGUUGGAGAACGCCCAGGAGCACUCGACGGUGAUCGGCAAGGUGUGGCUGACUGUUUUGUUCAUCUUCCGGAUCCUGGUGCUGGGCGCCGCCGCCGAGGAGGUGUGGGGGGACGAGCAGUCCGACUUCACCUGCAACACGCAGCAACCCGGUUGCGAGAACGUGUGCUACGAUCAGGCCUUCCCCAUCUCGCACAUCCGCUUCUGGGUCCUGCAGAUCAUCUUCGUGUCCACACCCACGCUCAUCUACCUGGGACACGUGCUGCAUAUUGUGCGCAUGGAGGAGAAGCGCAAGGAAAAGGAGGACGAACUGCAAAAAGCCAACAGAUUCCAGGAAGAGGAGAAGGAGCUGCUGUACAGGAGUGGCGAUAGCAGUGGGGGACGUCGAAGCAAAAAGCCCAAGCCCCCCAUCCGGGACGAGCACGGCAAAAUCCGCAUCCGAGGAGCUCUGCUGCGCACCUAUGUCUUCAACAUCAUCUUCAAGACUCUCUUUGAGGUGGGCUUCAUCCUGGGCCAGUAUUUCCUGUACGGGUUCCAGCUGCAGCCCUUGUACAAGUGCGCCCGCUGGCCCUGCCCCAACAAGGUGGACUGCUUCAUCUCGCGGCCCACGGAGAAGACCAUCUUCAUCAUCUUCAUGCUGGUGGUGGCUUGCGUUUCGCUUUUCCUCAACCUGCUGGAGAUCUACCACCUGGGUUGGAAGAAGCUCAAGCAGGGCAUGACCAACCCUGUCUCGCAGGAGCAAGAGUCCGCGCGACGCUCCGCCCGUACCGACGCCCGUGAGCCGCAGUGCUCGACCCCCGGGACCGGGGGCAAGUACACGGACGUAACGGCCGGCAGCGGGGCCUUCCUGCCCCGGCCGGAGUUUAAGGUGGACAACUUGCAGCAGGAGGAGGCCCUCCGUCAACACGCGCCCGUCGCCCACUACUACAUCAGCAACAACAACAACCAUCAGCUGGCCGCCCAGCAGAACUGGGUCAACCUGGCCACGGAGCAGCAAACUCGGGAGUUGAAAGCAACGUCCCCCACGCACACGUCUUCCUCCUCCUCCUCUUCCUCAUCCAACCAGCCACCCGUGGUGGACGCCGCCCACAGUGCCACCCCGAGUACCAGUCCGAGUACCCGCAGCAGCCCGGGCUCCGAGAUCAACGAGUCUGAUAAGUGCCACUUCACCACCACCACCACCACGGUGGAAAUGCACAAGCCCCCCGUGACCACCACACCGGACCCUCGGCGAUUGAGUAGGGCCAGCAAGAGCAGCAGCGUCCGGGCCAGAGCCAACGACUUAGCGGUAUGAGCCCCGCUCCGGGCCUCCCUAACCCGGAAAGCGACACUUCCUGACGGCAAAAUGAUACCAAAAGGUGGCAUAUAUCUUUCCGUUUCGCACGUAACCCACCUAGGAGGGACAUUCGUGUGGCUUUGAUACUACUAAGUUGGACUUUGAGCCUUCCAAGCAGAGCCCAGGGAAGCGGGUACAUUGACAAGUUAGUGAGCUUUCACACAACUAAGUUUCGGGUGUUAAAUGUUACACCUCGGUCCCCUGACCCCUUUGCGCACCGCUGCUGUUUCACUUGUGAUACUACUUUUUAAACGCUCCGAGACAGUGACGACCCGGGAAAAGCCAGCUUUGCCGCCAAGUGUGAAAGGGGCUGAGGACUCUUUCGGGGAAGAUCUAGUUUUGUUUUGUUUUCUUCUUCUAGCUGCACUGAAUGGACUCCUGUGGGUGCCCGGUUUUAAAUCGGUACCCACAAUGCACUGCAGCACCCGCCCCCUGAACAGAGCAACGGGCUGGCCCUGAGGGAGUCUCAAACCGCUAACAUGGCACUUGACACAAAAUGAAACAUAUUAUUGAAUUCUACACAAAACAAGACUUGUCAUUUUGUAAGUAACAUACUUUGACUUUUCCAAACACAUCCAAUGAAGUUGGCUUCACUCACAAAGUACAACAAAAACCAAAGAUGUCAUUCAAACACUUUCACCAAAGUGCUGUCUUCAGGGCCUUUUACCAAAAAGAUGCAAUUUCUUAUUUUUACGCAGCAAAAAUGAGAAAAACAUUCUGACAGUAUUUUGCAUUUUUCCCCCCCCAGUUUACAUUUUAGUAGUUGAUUUGCACAUGUAGGAAACAAAAUCUAACAUUGCUAGAACGAGAGAGCGUCCUCUAAGGAACAUAAAAUCUUUUUAAAAAUGUCUUAACAUCUGCUCACAGCAGAGGCAGAGUUUUAAAGAAAUUUGAAAAACCAAACAAAAAGUUAUUCAUUUUAUGACGACAAAAGUAGAAUGUCAGUUUGUGCGUGUUCACGUGUGUGCGCGCGCGCGUGUGUGAAUGAUCCUUUUGUAAAGUUGAUGUAAAUGUUCAUUUACCUCAAAUGUUUACAAAAACUGUUACUAAAUAAAACUUUUUUG
Molecule: messenger RNA, 2574 nt
Organism: Syngnathus acus (greater pipefish)
Lineage: Eukaryota; Metazoa; Chordata; Actinopteri; Syngnathiformes; Syngnathidae
Gene: gja3
Product: gap junction protein, alpha 3
Exons: 4
Coding region: 149-1468 (439 amino acids)
Biological process (GO): cell communication
Cellular component (GO): connexin complex
Source: RefSeq, a predicted model, not a curated record